AUGUCGUCCCUCCCCAACGUCCACGUCUCGACGCACCCGUCCCUGCGCACCAAACUGAGCCAGCUGCGCUCCCAAACAGCCGACUCGAGACAAGUAAAAGCGCUCGUGAAUGACAUUUCGCUCAUCCUGGCAUGUGAAGCCCUGGCCAAGAACCUCGUAACCGGCCCCGGACCCAAGGACGCAACUCCGCUCGGCUUCGAGUACACGGCGACAACGGCGCACCCGCAGACGAUUUGCAUCGUGCCCAUCCUCCGGUCCGGCCUGGGCAUGGUGGACGCCGUGCAGACCAUUCUGCCCGACCCCGUCCCCGUACACCACCUCGGCAUGUACCGCGAGCCGUCGACCCUCGACCCCGUUGAGUACUACAACAACCUGCCGCACCACAGCCCGCAGUCGUCCGCCGAGAACAGCACCGCCAGCAGCCUCGCCGUCCUGGUCGAUCCCGUCAUCGCCACGGGCGGCACGUGCGCCGCCGCCAUCCAGACGCUGAGGGAAUGGGGCGCCAAAAAGGUCCUCGUCAUGUCCAUCAUUGGCGCCGAGGAAGGCGUCAAGAGGGCCGCCGAGGAGUGGCCCGAGGGGACGGAGCUGUGGAUCGCGGGCGUGGACGCCGAGUUGACGCCCGACGGCAUGCUGAAGCCUGGCCUGGGCGACAUUGGCGACAGGCUGUUCCUGACGACGGCUAAGCAGGCGUAG
This is a messenger RNA of Metarhizium robertsii ARSEF 23, 693 nucleotides long. RefSeq names its product uracil phosphoribosyl transferase. Bases 1 to 693 code for a protein of 230 amino acids. The record is from RefSeq and is a predicted model, not a curated record. NCBI's taxonomy places the organism in Eukaryota, Fungi, Ascomycota, Sordariomycetes, Hypocreales, Clavicipitaceae. The transcript is spliced from 3 exons.